Drosophila takahashii is the source of this 1205-nucleotide messenger RNA. RefSeq names its product kelch-like protein 25. Gene Ontology annotation, molecular function: protein binding. Lineage: Eukaryota; Metazoa; Arthropoda; Insecta; Diptera; Drosophilidae. The record is from RefSeq and is a predicted model, not a curated record.
UCCCUGUUUAUUUUCUCUAAUAACAAACAACAUUACAAAUUCUCAGUAUGGCAAAGCUAACUAAAGACAAUGCAGCCCAUGGAGAUGAAUUGCCAUUGGAACCGCAAUUGGUGGAACUAAGUUUGAAGGAUUUUCGGAACGGCAACCGUAUUCCAUCGCUUUCGAAGGAUAUUCAUUUGCCCAAGCAAAAAAAUGUUGUGGAAAGCCUAAAAAGCUUCUGGUUGGAAAAUAAGACCCAUGAUUUCCUGGUGCGGCUGGGAAAAUAUGAUUUUCCCUGCGAUCGUCUGGUGCUAAUGCUCUAUGUAGAUCUACUUAGACAGGAUUUGGAUAGAAGAGAGCUGCGAUUGCCAGAGAAUUUCGUUAGACCUGAGGUCUUUUAUAUACUUUUCCGCUGGAUGAAUGAUCAGGAGCCGCUGGUGAAGCGUCCAGGAAUUGUGCAUCUCCUGUUGGCAGCGGAUUACCUGAAAAUCGAGCAACUGUCGUCUCAAAUUUGGCAAUGUUUGGAUCAGGACUCGGGUUUCGGGGAACUUCAGGCUAUUCAGGUGGCCCAGGACUCAAUGCCCUUCAAGGAUCUCAAUCGUUUACACUACCUGAUGCUGCAUCGAAUACACUACUACUUCCUGGUCUUUUCAUCCUCCGUUGAGUUUCUCGAUUUGUCCGCUAAAAGCCUCAGCGUUCUGUUCACUUCGCAUGAGAUACGAGUUAACAGUGAGGCGGAGGUUUUCUACUCUGCCAUUCGCUGGCUGAAUCACGAGUGGCCCAGCCGUCGAAUGCAUGCGGUGGAGGUCAUGGAAAAUGUGCGAAUCUCCAGGAUGCCCAGUGAACUGCUUCUUGUGCUCGAGUCACCGGUGGAUGACAUUCGUGUGGACCGCAUCCUCCAGCUGCCGGAAUUGCAGCCGGUCAUGGAAAAGGGCAGAUUCGACCAAGUGGCGGUGCAUUUAGACGACGGAACGAAGCUGUACCAGCAGAUUUAUGAGAUCUUUGACGUGACGGUGGUGCAACCACGGCGCUUCAUCUGUCACGAUUUGGCACCUUACCACCGACCGGAGCCAAAUUCACCUGACCAUGUGUUCAGGUACGCGGACUUCCUCAGCUACCUGGGCGUCCUGCAGACGCUGCCUUUGGACGCCUUGCAGCGUCUCCCGAAGCCCCUCUGAUGGCCCAAAUGGCAUACAAUACUCCAGGAUUCCUCUCCUGCCCGACGA